This is a messenger RNA of Humulus lupulus (European hop), 540 nucleotides long. RefSeq lists its product as uncharacterized. Bases 1 to 540 code for a protein of 179 amino acids. The record is from RefSeq and is a predicted model, not a curated record. The transcript is spliced from 2 exons. Lineage: Eukaryota; Viridiplantae; Streptophyta; Magnoliopsida; Rosales; Cannabaceae.
AUGUGGGCGGUUUGUGCGGUGUGGGCGGUUAACCAAUACAUGGAACAAGGGAAUACCGGACCAUAUCUGCUUUUGCGCACAAGCAAGUUUAAUCAAGUUUUGUCAUUUUCCUUUUAUCUUGUAGUUUCUUUUUCUAUGAACAACAGUGCUUCCAUUCAAAUUCUGACUAGGUCCAACUACAAGAAGUGGAAACGAGAUGUGGAUUUUAGUUUGAGAAUCAUGGAUUUGGACCUAUACAUGUGUGAAGAUCAACCUACUGCUCCAACUGAUGCGAGCACUACUGCCCAGAGAAAUUUCCAUGCACAAUGGGAAAAGUCAAAUCAUCUCAGUCUAAUAGUUAUGGACAGAUCGAUUUUUGAACAUCUUUUGAGUUGUCUGCCUGAGACAACUAAUGCCAAAGAGUUUUUAACUAAUGUAGGAAAAUUAUAUGACACUGGUGAAAACGUUGAAACUGGAUCUCUUAUGGAUGAGAUUCAAACCAUCAAAUAUGAUGAAACUAAAGGAGUGAGGGACUUCAUUUUAAAAAUUGUCAAUGUUUAG